Molecule: messenger RNA, 4992 nt
Organism: Uranotaenia lowii
Lineage: Eukaryota; Metazoa; Arthropoda; Insecta; Diptera; Culicidae
Product: histone-lysine N-methyltransferase MECOM-like
Exons: 4
Coding region: 536-1921 (461 amino acids)
Biological process (GO): regulation of DNA-templated transcription
Molecular function (GO): RNA polymerase II cis-regulatory region sequence-specific DNA binding; DNA-binding transcription factor activity, RNA polymerase II-specific
Source: RefSeq, a predicted model, not a curated record
GCUGGUCCCGACAAGUUUUCACAAGGAGUGGCCUCGAGGAAAAACACCAAAUCUACUUUUCGGAAGAUCCGGAAUGCAGCUCGUAGUACUAUCCAAGGAUUUAAAAGGAAUUUUGCCUUAGGAGUCAUCAAUAUUAUUUGAGAAAUGGGUAUGCAAAUGGACGAAUCCUUCUCAAAAUUUCUGUACAAGAAUCCACCAAUGUCACCGUAAAAUCUUCAGCAAAUUUUUGGCAAAAGAACAUCGAAACCCUAAGCUCACUCAUUGCACUGUAAAGAAGCCAUCGAAAUCCCGAAUCCAGUCCAGACAAACGCAGCAAGGGAACAUCUUCCACAUCAGAAAUCAUCAGCAUCGUCGUUGUCGUCCGAUUCCUUGAACCGAGACCCGAGAGGUAGCAAACCAGAGCUAACAAACCACAAACUUAGAAGGCAACGCUAGACUAGUCAUCAGUUGAAAAAAAAGAUCACCCGGACGUCCAACGGAGGAAUGCCCGGCUGCUGCUGAGGGUGUGUCCCGGAAGUGUGUCGCCCCCUGAAAGAUGCGAGAAAAAGAUCACUCCCCUCGGAAGAUGUUACCCAGCCCGAAGCAGGGAGCGGUCUACCCGCUGCUAGGCCUCGGUUCCACUAUUUCCGCGCAGCUGCCGUUCGACUUUUCCUCCAGCAAUCGUUCCUCGUCGUCGAAUCUUCUGCAUCAGCAACAGAGUCUGCUGGAUCAACCGCUGGACUUGCGGGUGGAUCACAAGAAAUCUUCUACCAGCUGCAGUUCAAAUUCCGACGAAGAAGAAACGAGCUCCCGAACGCCACUGGAAGAUGGCAAAGCCGACCAGGGGUUGCAGGAUAACAACAACAACCUGAGUAGCAACAGCACGGAAAGUUGUAGUAAAAGUCCCUCUUUGAACAACAAUAAUAAUAAUAACAACAAUAAUGUUAAAUUCACGAACAACAAUCACAUCAGUGUUAAGGAUGAGUUCCGAAUAUCGAAUUUGGGGAAUCACAGCCCUGCGAUAUUUCCUCCACCGGGAAUCAAUCCGUUGAUGUUGGAGGCGAUCGCGAAAGCUGGUCUGCCACUGCCCGGUUACCCGAAGUCGUUCUUGCCUGCCCGAUCACCGGUAUCGUACGAUCUCCAACGGUUGAAGGAACAGGACGUCCUAGCCGCAAGCCUCUCACGACUUCGACAGAGCACGAACGGAAUCUCCAACAACAAUAACAACAACUCCAAUAGUAUUAAUCACAAUCUCCCACCGGGGGCUACCAAGAACAAGGACCGUUACGCCUGCAAGUUCUGUGGCAAAGUUUUCCCUCGAUCCGCAAACCUCACGAGACAUCUGCGAACGCACACCGGAGAGCAGCCGUACAAAUGCAAAUACUGCGAACGUUCCUUCAGCAUAUCGAGCAAUCUGCAGCGUCACGUAAGGAACAUCCACAACAAGGAGCGUCCCUUCAAAUGUGCCCUAUGCGAACGCUGCUUCGGUCAACAGACAAACCUGGAUCGGCACCUCAAGAAACACGAAGCCGAUGCUGCCGGCCUCGGACUGGGUCUGGAGGAGCGCUUCCGAACAGCUCGACGAAACUCCCGAGGUAUCCCGGAAGAUUCCUACUUUGAAGAAAUUCGUUCCUUCAUGGGCAAGAUCACCCACCUGCCUAUCCCGCUGAGAAUGCAACCACCUCACCACUCACCAUCGCAACUCCACCACCAACAGCAGCACUCACCACUGCAAGUUCCGUCCUCCCUGCAGCAGCAGCAGCCACACCACCAUCACCAGCAACCGUCCACGCCGCUCGAUCAGAGCUCAUCGCGCAGUUCGUCACCAGCCUCGGAACCAGCCUCGCCCGCCGGAAGUUCCCACAGUCCACAUCUGGAGAUUAAAAUGGAAACCAACGACGAGGACGACGAAGAAGACUCGAAACCGUUGCAGGUCACCUGACCUCAUCGGUCCCAGAGACUGGGCUCCGCAUAACUAGGAGGUCCGGUCAAUCGGAACACGCAAUGUACAAUUUGAAUAAAUUCCUGUUAGCACUCAGUAAGAUUUAGGUACCUAGGAACAUAACCAGAGGGCAGAGCUGCCAACGGGGUUUUUGAUUGACAAGAGCGUAGAUUUUGGAUUCAAAGAGUAAAAUUAUCAAAUAAUUCAUUUUAAAAUAUGCCUACAACUUUUGUUGUAAUUAAGGUUUCUGAAUAUGAUCUCUGAGGUCAGCUUAGAAUGUCUAUUUGGAUGCACACAUAACAAGACGAAUUGAUCAUUCCUACGAAUCCUGAGCCAAAACCUGAACUCGAAAUGCGGGUCUUCUUUCGAUUGGUUUUGCCUAAUGAAUCGGAAGUACACAACAGGUAAUAACUCUCUGUGGUAAUAGUCAAGGUAUGCUUCACCCAUCAAGGUGAAGGUCGGACCUACUACGCACUGUGCUCAGAUACACACCAAAAGUGAGAUCAUUCUACACCGAUCGCGAUUUGCUGCGAGAUUCCAAAUACCUUUGAAAGCAAUCGUGAAAGGUCAAGUUCCGUUUUCGUCGUACUUUUUCUGCACAAAAUUUCCGGCUGCCGUUUCUGGUACGCAAGGGCAACGUACCAUUCAAACCUUCCUUCGACAAACGAAUAUCAGGUGCCCGGGUGUCUCAAACGCGACGUCACAUUCUUGGCAGAAAGUCGUGGCCAGAUGUCCGAACCUUUGUAGGUAGUUCUUGAAGCACCCCUGAGCGGUCUUCAUGGGUUGGAUGACCUGUCCAAACUAAAGAAACCUACUCGUACGGUUAAAGAACGAUCUUUAAGUAUUCACUGUAUCUCUCUUGUCAAUUCGAGUAAAACAGGGCCUUUUAGGAGAUUCUUCACAAAGCACUAUGCAUGGCUUCAACGUCUCGUCGGGUCUCAGAGGUACAUGUUUUUCCGUCUCACGACUUAACUUGUUGAACAUAAUUCCCUAAAUUCACUUGGUCCAUGUCAAUCGAUCUCCAAUUUCCCAAGCAUCCAACCUUCGCCAGAUCACGCUUCACUUUGUCUAACCACUUCGCUCGUUGCGCCCUGCUCGUCUCGUUCCUACCGGAUUCAUAUCAAUCACCUGAUUUGCAGGACAGGCGUCCGGCGUUCUCGCAAAACGUCCUGCCCAGCGCAUCCGUCCAGCUUUAGCCUGCUUUUGGAUACUGGGUUCGCCGUAGAGUCGCACGAGCUUGUGGUUCAUCCUUCGUCUCCAUACUCCGUUUAUCUGUACGACGCCAAAGAUGGUUCUUAACACUCGUCGCUCGAAUCGAGUGUGCGCAGAUCCUCCUCGAGCAAUAUCCACGUCUUGUGCUCGUAGAGGACAACCGGUUGGGUCUCAAAGACUUCAAUCUAAUCCCCGAACCAUGACUAUCCUUCGUACUUUCUUUUUAUUUAGUUCGUCUUUGAUUGAAAUACCGUAAAGACUAUAACUUGAAACUAAGAAAUACUGCAUAAUCCUAAUUUAAAUCUACGUUUACAAAGAAGUUUAAAAAGAUGGUUUCGGCCAUAUGCAGUAUGGUGGAAAGGUAUCCAGAGGAACUGACGUUGUCGUAGUGUCCUAGUGGAUAUGUAAAGGUUGACACGUUCCAGUACGUAAGCAGAGUCAACACGAUUGGCUAAGCAUAAAAAUCAAAUGCUUGUUGAAGCUCGGUACGACGCUUUUCAAGAGAAGCAAUGCUUAUCACGGCAAACCUUCGCUCGUACCGCGGAAGUCCUUCAUGGUGCGUUCCAAGGAAGGCGCCGUAGAGCGUACCUAACGAAGCUUUGCUGGACACGUUCAAGUCGGUAAUAGUGUGUACUCUGAGUAGGAGCCCAUACCUGAGCGGCGACGCAAAUAUCCUAAUGCGGCAAAUCCCUUCGCAGACGUGAGCGCGAUGUGUUCAGCGAAUGUUAGUUAGUUGACAAUUUUCACACCCAGGUCGAGAGUGGACUUGACAUUCUCCAAUGUAGAUCCCGAGAGUUGGUAUUUGAAGUUGACUGUGCUUCGUGCACGAGUGAAGUUGACUAUCUUACAUGUUUUGGCGUUUGCCGUCAUUCCAUUUAAGCGGCACCAGGCAUGUUUCGUGUCGUUUUGUGAGACAAGACAGUCAACGGCACUGAUAAUCUUCCUAAACAGCUUCAGACUAUCAGCAUAAAGCAAAGUGUCGGAUUGAAAAGUUUUACAUAAGUCAUUCACGAAAACUAUGAACAGAAGGGGUCCAAGGUGACUUCCCUGCGGUACGCGAGAUGGGGUGUCGAAAGCUCGUGAUUUCUAAAUUUCGCGAAAGCACCGAUAGGCUGAUACGAAGCAAUCCAAUGUUUUCAUGCCCUAUUUAUAACUUUAAUAAUGAGUGAUGCGAUUUCCGUGUCACAAAAAGGCUAUUUGAGGAACCUUUUAGAACUUACAUGCUCACAUUCGAAAAAAUUCGAGAAAAUACCAAUUCCCUUUGGAACCUUUGUUCAGCGAAAUUUGAACCUUCGAGGCACGAGUUUAAGUAGAUAUGGGACUUUUGGUUGCUUGGGUAGGAAACGUUUCCUUAAGUGAUCGAUUUAAAAUUCUGCUAAUCGGGGCAGCAACAGAUAGAGUGCAAUGUUUCAGAACUGCAGGAGGUAUGCCGUCAGGACCAGAUCCUUCCGUUGGGUCAACAGCGGUCAGCUUUUCGUAGAUGUCCUAAACGUAAAAGCACGACAAGGUCAAGUUUAUGUCGUAGAACUCGAGCGAUGCGAGGUAACAAGUGUUAGACGAUUCGGUCAAGCUGGAGGAAAUGACACCAUCGUUUCUGUCGUCAAUCCCGGCAACAUGUGAGGACUGUAUCGAAAACUCUUCUGCAACAGCUUUCUGUGAAUAAAAAUGAAAUAAUUUUAUUAUUUUAAUUUUUUCCUAUCCGGCUUAUUGAAGAUCAAUAUGAUUAGAAACAAUAUCAUGGUAAACAUAAGUCAAAAAUUUAUGUUCUAAAGAAUAAUUGCACUUUCGAUGAAAUGCCUUCCAUCAGUAGCUUUUGUGCAUUCCCUGGAUGCUGCCUUGAAAUUUCUCUCGAAUUCUUC